Messenger RNA from Erigeron canadensis, 1059 nucleotides. Its product is annotated as protein TIC 20-I, chloroplastic-like. The record is from RefSeq and is a predicted model, not a curated record. NCBI's taxonomy places the organism in Eukaryota, Viridiplantae, Streptophyta, Magnoliopsida, Asterales, Asteraceae. The transcript is spliced from 3 exons. The coding region runs from base 113 to 928 and encodes 271 amino acids.
UUUCAUUUUACAUUAUCUUUUUCUGUGUAAAACAAAAAACCCACCUUCAGCCAGGUCCUGCUGGGAUAUUUGGCCGUCACAACCGCCGGCCGGUUCAUACGAAAGUCUCAGUAUGAUUUUAAAUGGUUACUCCAUAUAUGGGGGGCAGUUAGUUAAAUAUCAGACCUGUAAAACCAAGCCUUUGAAGUCAAUGUCUAUAUGUGCUCUUCGUCCGCAGGCACUCUCACUUUUGAGGGUUAGGAGUUCUUUGAAAUCUCAUCAGGAGCACAGAUCUUUCUCUUCCCUAGGAGCCCCACUUGUGAAUCUCUCUGCCGUAUCAUCUCCGCUAUACGGGCAUCUAGGCCAUUUCACAUCCAAAACACCAGCCAGAUUGUCUCGAAAACGUCAUUCUACUGUCUCUCCACAAGCAUCAAAAGAUACCGGUGCAUUUAGUUACAAAUUUCCCCCAAUGGAGAAAAAACCAAAAUGGUAUUGGAGAACUUUAGCAUGCUUACCAUACUUAAUGCCACUUCAUGAAACAUGGAUGUAUGCAGAAACCGCCUUUCACCUCCACCCUUUCUUGGAAGAUUUCGAGUUCCUAACUUACCCUUUUUUGAGUGCUCUUGGGGGUUUACCAAGUUGGUUCUUGAUCGCAUAUUUCAUAGUUGCUUACCUUGCAGUUGUUAGAAGAAAAGAGUGGCCACACUUUUUUAGAUUUCAUGUGGUAACGGGGAUGCUACUGGAAAUUGCUCUUCAAGUGACAGGAACUGUAUGGCGGUGGCUGCCGGGUGCCUGGUAUUGGGGUAAGGUUGGAAUGCAUUUUUGGACGGCUUUCGCGUUUGCUUUCCUGUUCACGGUUUUGGAAUGUAUUCGGUGUUCUCUUGCUGGGAUGUAUGCUGAUGUUCCAUUUGUUUCGGAUGCAGCUUAUAUUCAAAUCCCAUAUGAAUAAGGUGUCUUGAUCGACGUUAAUCAUGUUGUUAUUGUUAGUACUUGACAAUUCUCUCCUUUUGGUCCUUUUUAGAACUAUGAGGUGCUAUUUUGAUUCUCUUGGCUAAUGUAAGAAAUGGUUUGAGUGUUGUA